Molecule: messenger RNA, 3690 nt
Organism: Arabidopsis thaliana (thale cress)
Lineage: Eukaryota; Viridiplantae; Streptophyta; Magnoliopsida; Brassicales; Brassicaceae
Gene: ABCB22
Product: ABC transporter family protein
Exons: 7
Coding region: 1-3690 (1229 amino acids)
Biological process (GO): transmembrane transport
Cellular component (GO): membrane
Molecular function (GO): ATP binding; ATP hydrolysis activity; ABC-type transporter activity
Source: RefSeq, marked reviewed
AUGAAGAGUUUUGGAAGCGUAAGAUCAAUAUUCAUGCAUGCGAACAGUGUGGAUUUAGUGCUGAUGGGAUUAGGUUUAAUCGGAGCCGUCGGUGAUGGCUUCAUCACUCCUAUAAUAUUUUUCAUCACCGGGCUGCUACUCAACGACAUCGGUGAUUCCUCAUUCGGUGAUAAAACCUUCAUGCAUGCCAUCAUGAAGAAUGCCGUAGCUUUGCUUUAUGUCGCUGGUGCAUCUUUGGUGAUAUGUUUCGUUGAAGGAUAUUGCUGGACUAGGACAGGGGAGAGACAAGCAUCAAGAAUGAGAGAGAAGUACUUAAGAGCAGUGUUAAGACAAGAUGUGGGUUACUUUGAUCUUCAUGUUACAAGCACUUCUGAUGUUAUCACCAGUGUCUCUAGUGACACCCUCGUGAUCCAAGACGUCCUUAGUGAAAAGUUACCAAAUUUUUUGAUGAGUGCAUCGGCGUUUGUCGCAAGCUACAUCGUGGGUUUCAUCAUGCUGUGGAGACUAACAAUAGUAGGUUUCCCGUUCUUUAUCCUCCUCUUGAUCCCUGGACUGAUGUGCGGACGAGCCCUCAUCAACAUCUCGAGAAAAAUACGUGAAGAGUAUAAUGAGGCUGGUUCUAUUGCCGAGCAAGCCAUCUCGUUGGUGCGAACCGUCUACGCAUUUGGUAGUGAGAGGAAGAUGAUAUCGAAAUUCUCAGCUGCGCUUGAAGGCUCAGUGAAGCUAGGGUUGAGACAAGGAAUAGCUAAAGGAAUCGCCAUUGGGAGCAAUGGUGUCACUUACGCCAUUUGGGGGUUCAUGACUUGGUACGGAAGUCGGAUGGUUAUGUACCAUGGAGCUAAAGGCGGUACUAUCUUCGCAGUCAUCAUAUGCAUCACCUAUGGUGGCACAUCACUUGGUCGAGGUUUGUCGAAUCUCAAAUAUUUCUCCGAGGCGGUUGUAGCAGGGGAAAGGAUUAUUGAAGUGAUAAAAAGAGUUCCCGAUAUUGAUUCGGACAACCCGAGAGGUCAAGUUCUUGAGAAUAUUAAAGGAGAAGUCCAGUUUAAGCAUGUGAAGUUCAUGUACUCAUCAAGACCCGAGACACCAAUCUUUGAUGAUUUAUGUCUAAGAAUCCCAUCUGGUAAAUCUGUUGCUCUGGUGGGUGGAAGCGGAUCAGGAAAAUCAACUGUGAUAUCGCUUUUACAAAGAUUUUAUGACCCCAUCGUAGGAGAGAUUCUUAUCGAUGGUGUGUCUAUUAAAAAGUUGCAAGUGAAAUGGUUGAGAUCACAAAUGGGUCUAGUUAGCCAAGAGCCAGCACUCUUCGCCACAUCGAUAGAGGAGAACAUAUUAUUUGGUAAAGAGGACGCAUCCUUUGAUGAAGUAGUGGAAGCUGCAAAGUCCUCAAAUGCUCAUGAUUUCAUUUCUCAGUUCCCUCUUGGUUACAAAACUCAGGUUGGGGAGAGAGGAGUGCAAAUGUCAGGGGGUCAGAAGCAAAGGAUUUCAAUUGCACGUGCGAUAAUCAAAUCACCGACACUUCUACUGCUAGACGAGGCAACAAGCGCAUUAGAUUCAGAAUCCGAAAGAGUAGUCCAAGAAGCCUUAGACAAUGCCACUAUUGGUCGUACAACUAUUGUUAUUGCUCACCGCCUCUCUACUAUUCGUAAUGUUGAUGUUAUAUGUGUAUUCAAAAAUGGUCAGAUUGUAGAAACUGGAUCACACGAAGAGCUCAUGGAGAAUGUAGAUGGUCAAUACACUUCUCUAGUCCGCUUACAAAUCAUGGAAAAUGAAGAAUCAAAUGAUAACGUUAGCGUAAGUAUGCGAGAGGGUCAAUUCUCAAAUUUCAACAAAGACGUGAAGUAUAGUUCAAGACUUUCUAUUCAAAGUCGGUCUUCCCUUUUCGCAACUUCAAGCAUUGAUACAAAUCUUGCUGGUUCAAUUCCAAAGGAUAAGAAGCCAUCUUUUAAGAGAUUGAUGGCGAUGAAUAAACCAGAGUGGAAACAUGCAUUGUAUGGUUGCUUAAGUGCAGUCUUGUAUGGAGCCUUACACCCAAUUUAUGCAUAUGCUUCAGGAUCAAUGGUGUCAGUGUAUUUUCUAACGAGUCAUGAUGAGAUGAAGGAGAAAACAAGGAUCUAUGUGUUGCUUUUCGUUGGUCUAGCUGUUUUAUGUUUCUUGAUCAGUAUCAUUCAACAAUAUAGUUUUGCUUACAUGGGUGAAUACCUAACGAAACGUAUACGAGAAAAUAUUCUCUCAAAGCUAUUGACCUUUGAGGUAAGCUGGUUCGAUGAAGACGAGAACUCGAGCGGAUCAAUUUGCUCUAGACUAGCCAAAGACGCAAACGUGGUGAGAUCGCUUGUUGGUGAACGAGUGUCGUUGUUGGUACAAACUAUAUCAGCAGUGAGUGUAGCUUGCACACUUGGUUUGGCCAUUUCUUGGAAAUUAUCCAUUGUGAUGAUUGCAAUACAACCAGUGGUUGUUGGAUGCUUCUACACUCAACGCAUUGUACUCAAAAGCAUAUCGAAAAAAGCCAUUAAAGCACAAGAUGAGAGCAGCAAACUAGCGGCAGAAGCUGUAUCCAACAUCCGAACCAUAACAGCAUUUUCGUCACAAGAACGGAUCCUAAAAUUACUCAAAAUGGUUCAAGAAGGACCACAAAGAGAAAAUAUCCGUCAAUCGUGGUUAGCAGGGAUUGUGCUAGCAACUUCUAGAAGUCUCAUGACAUGCACUUCAGCUUUGAAUUACUGGUACGGUGCUAGACUUAUUAUUGAUGGGAAGAUCACGUCAAAAGCAUUCUUUGAGUUGUUUAUACUCUUUGUGAGUACGGGUCGGGUUAUUGCGGACGCGGGAGCAAUGACGAUGGAUCUAGCCAAGGGCUCGGAUGCGGUCGGAUCAGUAUUUGCGGUGUUAGAUCGUUACACAAACAUUGAACCGGAGAAACCGGAUGGUUUCGUCCCACAAAACAUAAAGGGACAAAUAAAGUUUGUCAAUGUGGACUUUGCGUACCCAACACGCCCUGAUGUGAUUAUAUUUAAGAACUUCUCCAUUGAUAUUGACGAGGGAAAGUCGACAGCGAUAGUGGGUCCAAGCGGGUCAGGUAAAUCAACUAUAAUCGGGUUAAUCGAACGGUUUUAUGACCCGUUAAAGGGUAUUGUAAAGAUCGAUGGUCGUGAUAUAAGGUCUUAUCAUUUGAGAUCACUUCGUCAACACAUAGGUUUGGUUAGCCAAGAGCCAAUAUUAUUUGCUGGGACAAUCCGAGAGAACAUCAUGUAUGGAGGAGCAUCUGACAAGAUUGACGAGUCAGAGAUUAUCGAGGCGGCCAAGGCAGCCAACGCUCAUGAUUUCAUCGUAACAUUAUCGGACGGCUAUGAUACGUACUGUGGAGACAGAGGAGUACAACUAUCUGGUGGUCAAAAACAGAGGAUCGCGAUUGCUCGUGCGGUUUUGAAGAACCCAUCAGUGUUGCUUCUUGAUGAAGCUACGAGCGCUCUUGACAACCAAUCAGAGCGCAUGGUGCAGGAUGCACUCGGGCGUUUGAUGGUUGGAAGGACAAGUGUUGUGAUCGCUCAUAGGCUUAGCACCAUUCAAAACUGUGACACGAUAACUGUUUUAGACAAAGGGAAAGUUGUCGAAUGUGGAACACACUCUUCCUUGUUAGCUAAAGGUCCUACGGGUGUAUAUUUCUCUCUGGUCAGUCUCCAAAGAACUCGUUACUGA